UGGUAGCGUGUGGUAGGGUUGUUACAGUCGGUUCGGCGCGGGAGUCGCACGCGCAUACCUAUUUAAAAUUCGAAAUUCAAGUGUAAGCGGUCAGUGCUUGUGGUGACUGGUGGACCGACAGUGGACUGUAAGUGUAGUGAAGUGUUAGUGAUAAGUUUAUAAUGGUGCUGUGGCGAUGCGGGCUGCUGCUGCUGGCGUCGUGCGCGUGCGCCAGCGACAUCCUGAUGGUCACCAUGGGCGGCACCAAGUCACACAAGAUACCCUUCCUGGAGCUCGCGAGAGGGCUGGUUAGACGAGGUCACAACAUCACCCUUAUCAGCCCGUUCGCUGCCGACUUCCACUUCGAGGGAAUGGAGCAGAUCACCCCCGAGGGUCUGGCGAGCUUCGUCCGCCGCUACAUGACCUUCGACCUGGUGGGAGCCAGGAUGAGGGGGGAGGAACCACUGCCGUACAUGGAUAUAAUCAGAUAUGGAUACGAGGCUUGCGACGCGUUUCUCAACGACAUCGAAACGAGGGCUCUGCUUCGUUCAGGGAAGAACUACGACCUGGCCAUUUUAGAUGGAGCAUACCCUGAGUGCGCCCUCGGCCUGGUCUACCGGUUCAAGCUGCCCUUCAUGUACAUCAACACUGUGGGCUUCUACUCCGCUCCAGCGAGCGUUUCAGGAAGUCCAGCACCGUACUCCGUAACCCCAAUCUUCGCGAAAGCCUUCACCGACAACAUGGGCUUCGUGGACCGUGCUGCCAACACCUUCUGGCAUUUGGGUGCUCUGCUCGGCCAUGCCAUCAGCGUGACCAUACUCCAGGGUAUCCUGAGGAGACAUUUUGGCAGCGACAUGCCUCAUGUAUACGAUAUGGGGAAGAACGUGAGCUUUAUACUCCAGAAUGGGCAUUAUUCGGUGUCGUAUCCAAGGCCAUUCCUGCCGAAUGUAGCUGAGGUGGCGUGUAUACACUGCAAGGAACCAAAGAUGUUGGAUCCUGACCUAGAAGACUGGAUCGCCGGCGCCGGAGAGGCGGGCUUCGUAUACGUCUCCAUGGGUUCCUCAGUCCAAACUAACAAGAUGCCGCUGGCCGCUCACCGCCUCUUCGUCAGCGCGCUGGGCAGACUUCCACAGAGGGUGCUGUGGAAGCAGGAUGGAGAGCAAAACAUGACGAACAUACCGACAAACAUCAGGAUAUACAAGUGGCUGCCGCAGCAGGACUUGUUAGGUCACCCCAAGAUCAAAGCAUUCGUCACGCAUGGUGGUCUACUCAGUAUGUUUGAAACAGUCUACCAUGGAGUACCCGUAGUCAGCAUCCCCGUCUUCUGUGACCACGAUGCCAACGCUGCUAAAGCCGAAGUAGACGGGUAUGCCAAAAAACUUGAUCUACAGCAUCUCACCUCAGAGAAACUGUACAAAGCCAUACAAGAAGUAAUAGUGGAACCGUCUUACAAAAUAAACGUGGAGAAACGAAGAAUACUGCUGAGGGAUCAGAAGGAAUCUCCAUUAGAACGAGCAAUAUAUUGGACGGAGUAUGUUAUUAGACAUAAAGGUGCCUACCAUCUCCAAUCACCAGCGAAAGACCUGAACUUUUUCCAAUACUACCUUCUAGAUAUUGCUCUAGGAUUCUUUUUAACGCUAAUUUCAUUUAUAGUUCUUGUUACCUACGUAGCAAGAGUGGGUUUGCUGUGGCUAGCCGAGCUACUGAACGGGCAGCCCGUGCAUAAAGCGAGAUUUAAUUUGCUGAAGAGUACAAAGUUGAUAAGUACGACAGAAAAAGUUAAGUUAAGCUAGGAUAAGAAUGUCUGGGAAUCAGACUGGCAACUAAAGACUAGCAACUCGACUGCGAUAGUUAUUAUAUUAAUCAAUUUUAUCUUAAUGGUGUUAAUAUUAGAGCGAGGUUACACUGCUCCGUCGCGUUGCUUCUUCGGUAUGGAAAAACGCAGUUUAUGUCAUGUUAUGGCGUUGCCGCGUUGCGGCGACGCAUGUACAUAAUAUAAGAAGUUUAUAGCACAGCGUGUAAUUUACCCUCCCAUUUAUCUCCUAUACAUCGUUCCGUCAAAACAACGAUUCCGACAACGCUAAGUAUCAGUGUGGGUUGUCGAAUAUCACACAAUAAUUAAGACGGGUCCAAACGAGUGUAACGUGUAAUGUAAUUCACCGUGUAAUGUAACACGAAUUCUACUUGUGGACGGCACUACGAGCAUUAUAUGUAACGUUCGGGGUUUAUCCAUCGGCUGUCGGUUUUCGCGCGAGUACAAAGGCUCGUUUGGACAAUUCGCUUUGAGUUUAUGUGCCGUUCACACUGUUGACGCUAAAUUACACGUAAUCUUACAUUACACGUUACACUCGUUUGGACUCAGCUUUAUUUAAAAACAUCGUUGCAUCGUCGCUGCGGCGAAAUACCCCAUCUCAACGGAGCAACGGGUGUAGUGUAGUGACUGAGCUUAAGAAUUAGUGAUAAAUCAUUCGUAAUUUGUUUUUAAUUUUUGUUGUUUUUCUCAGAGAAUGUAUUGUUACCGUGUAAGUAAUACCUACCUCUUUUUAAUGGUUAUUUUUACACACAUAAAGUAAAUUAAAAAAGUAGUUUAUAUGUUUUUAACAAAAUUGUGGGCCACAGAUUUUAGCGAAUUAAUAUUUUUCCAGUUACCAAACAAUGUUAUAAG
This is a messenger RNA of Aricia agestis (brown argus), 2644 nucleotides long. It is a transcript of the gene Ugt50B3, whose product is annotated as UDP-glucosyltransferase 2. The record is from RefSeq and is a predicted model, not a curated record. Gene Ontology annotation, molecular function: UDP-glycosyltransferase activity. Bases 162 to 1772 code for a protein of 536 amino acids. Lineage: Eukaryota; Metazoa; Arthropoda; Insecta; Lepidoptera; Lycaenidae. The transcript is spliced from 8 exons.